Molecule: messenger RNA, 1287 nt
Organism: Trichoplusia ni (cabbage looper)
Lineage: Eukaryota; Metazoa; Arthropoda; Insecta; Lepidoptera; Noctuidae
Exons: 1
Coding region: 174-1157 (327 amino acids)
Biological process (GO): cellular response to misfolded protein
Molecular function (GO): ATP binding; ATP hydrolysis activity
Source: RefSeq, a predicted model, not a curated record
AUGUCAGUGUCAAAGAUUUCAAAAGUGCGGAAUUAGAUUUUGGUGGUUAAAUUUAAAACUAAAAAGAUUCAGUGGUCUCAAUUCACUAUUCAGUGUCAAGGAAUUCUUGAAACCAGGAAUGGUUAUACUGAACAUUACGAGUAUGCUAUAGUGUCUAUUGGGACGUACAUACGAUGGAAGACCAUAACUUAAGUUAUGAACCGAUGGACAUAGAUCUCAGUGGUCAUUCUGUAAAAGAAAUGGAUAUAUCGGAUGUUUCUUACAACGACUCGCCAAUUAAAGUAAAAAGAGAAAUGGAAAAGCCUCACAGAUUUGAACAAAACCUCGACCUAAGUCGAGGUAGUCCUAUCAAAAGCCCGGUUAUAAAGAAAUUUCAUCUGAACAGAGAGAAACCGACAAGAAAUUCCGAAGGGACCACACGAAGAAUUAUUACGAUUUUAUUGAUAGGUGUAAUUCCUCUAUUAAUUAGUGCUAUCUACAAUAUAAAAUGUUAUGAUGACAUCAAUUUAAAUGUCUUAUCUGAAGCUCUAUCUAAUAGGUUAUUUGGUCAGUCGGAAGCUAUCAGGAUUAUGUUAGAUACUUUAGGAUUAGAAGAAAGAAGUAAAAUAUUGAUUUUCUCUGGUGGCACUGGAGUUGGGAAAACAUAUGCUUCUUCUAUACUAUUAGAGACCGUAGGGUCUUGCUCAAAUGUAUAUCAUUACACAAUGCCAAGCUUUGUAAAUUCAUUUACAACCGAUUUCAUGGUUGGUCUCACUAUAUGUAAGAACUCAUUAGUUAUAUUAGACGAUUUAACUGUAGAUGACAUACAUAUCAAGAAACAAAUUAAAGAACUCAUAGAUAAAAGUCAACAAUUAGAUAAGAACUUAACUGUUAUACUAAUUUUUAACUGCCAUGAAGCAACAACAGAAUUUAUCAAAAAAUGUGACGAGUCAUUCCAAAGCAAAGUUUUAGAACAAUUUGCUGAAAUUAAUGCAAUUAAGCAAAUUGUGAAUUUUAAAUCCUUAGAUGUGACACAUUUGAAGAAAUGUAUUAAGCAUGAGGUCCAAGGCCGAGUAAUAAGUGAUGAAGAGUUUGAUGAAAUAUUAAAAAACUUUGAUGUCACUCUUGAUGGUUGUAAAGGUGUUCACUCAAAGAUGAAGUAUCUGAAUGUUGUGUAAGGUAUGUUUUAAAAUUGUAUAACAUAUAGUAUAUUCCUAUGUAUAAUGUAAUUAGGUAUCAUGUAGAAUGGAGUCUUUGAUUAAAUUGUAUAUAGGUAUUUUUUGCUCAAUAAAUUUGACUUUGUUAGUA